Messenger RNA from Adelges cooleyi (spruce gall adelgid), 3385 nucleotides. Its product is annotated as nose resistant to fluoxetine protein 6. The transcript has 15 exons. Gene Ontology annotation, molecular function: acyltransferase activity, transferring groups other than amino-acyl groups. The record is from RefSeq and is a predicted model, not a curated record. Lineage: Eukaryota; Metazoa; Arthropoda; Insecta; Hemiptera; Adelgidae. Bases 1 to 2709 code for a protein of 902 amino acids.
AUGAACGCGUUUUGUUGGCGGUUGAUCGUUUUGGCGUUGGCGUUGCGUUCGUGCCGGGGCGCCGCCGGUCCGGUGGCCGCGACGACGACGACGACGGCGUCCACGGUGGCGGCGGCGGUGGCUGUCAACGGUACAGUGGCCGCCGACGAACCGUCGGACGUCGCGGCAUCGUUGCAGCCCCUUAACACUACGGUCGCAACGGCCGCGGCGGACAACCCGGCCGCCAUAACCGUCGGCCCGGACCCUUUGGACGAACCGGCCGACUCGGGCGAGAGAGACGCGGCGGAUGGCGGCGGUGGUGACGGUGUCAGUGGCGGCGGCGGCGGUGGUAGCGGCGCCGAGGAUGACGCAGCCGCUGCCGACGACGGUCGCCUGGGAGAUCUGUACGAAGAUCUGGAGGACACGGUGGUGUUCGAGGACUCGGAGCGCGGCGGCCGGGACGACGUGUCCGGCGCGCUCGUAGGCCAACUACCCGACGAGCUGAUUGAGAACAAGGCGGCCGUGGUGCCGUCCGGCGGCGGGUCGGCCGCCAAGACGUCUUCGGUGGAAGAGUACGACGGCGUCGAGGACUCGGCGGCCGUCGGUGAAGACGCCGCGACGGCCGGCACCAGUCCCGUCGUCCAACGGGUGGUCAAGUUUCCGGAAUACGUCAAGUCGUCCAGCUACCGCCGGGGAUGGCCGGCCGGCAACGUGACCCGACCCGAAGAGCUGUUUCGGUUCUGGGACCCGUACGAACCCAUCGUCACGUCCAGGUUGACGGCCGAUUGCGCCACGCACAUGGAACUCUUCCAGGCAGCGCUAAGGACAGGCAAAAUGUGGGCUUACAAAAUGGCCGAUGCCAGCGGACAUUACAGUAGCGGGUACUUUUGGGGAAAUACAUUUUGGCUGGGAUCGAAGAGCCUGUGCAGUGAAAUAUCGCACUACGACCAAGAGCUUCCGUUCAAAAUCGGUUUCAACGUAGUCCGGACUUAUAUAGCGCUUAAAGCACCGAUCAACUACACGGAGAGGUAUCAACACUUGGGCUUGUGUUUGCCUUACGCUUGCAUCAAGACCGAUAUCGACGAAAUGGUCAGUCAAACGCUUCAACUCGAUAUCCCGGAACGCGAAGCUAAAGUAUCCAAGGUUAAGUCGCCACAUGAAUAUUACAACGUGUUUGAGGAUAGAAUUUUCUGGUUGCUCAUCUUCAUAUCAUGUUUGACCGUGGUACUCUUAGCGUUGGGCACGAGCCUAGACUAUUAUUUGGAGAAAAACAACCGGGACAGAAUCAACGGAUUCAUGUUCGACAAUUACAAGUACGCCGUCAGUCACACCAAACUGCAACCGCUCUCUGAACAUUCCAAAAUCGAUAUGGAAGCAGAAGCUACAAAAAACGCAGAGGUCUCGUCGAACAUUAUACCCAUGACAUGCACGUUUGUGGACAUGUUGUUGGCGUUCUCCAUCCGCAGAAACCUCAAACAGAUAUGCGACAAGACGAUCGGGGAAGACACCAUAUCGACGGUGCACGGUCUCCGGUCAUUGAGUAUGGUCUGGAUUGUUUUGGGCCACGUUUGCAUCGUAUCGUUCAAAUACUCUGAUAACAUGGAAUUCCGUACGGUGGCCGAACGACAUCUGAUCUUCCAACUGAUCAACAAAGCCACGUUUUCGGUGGACACAUUCUUUUUCAUCAGCGGAUUAUUGGUAUCUUUCCUCUACUUCCGGACCACGGCUAAAGUGGACGUCGAUAAGUUAACCAAGACCACUGGGUUCCUAUCGAACUGCAUCGAAUUCGUGGGGUUGCUAAUAUACCGCUUCUGCAGACUGACUGCGCCGUAUUUCUUCGCUUUGGGUGUCGUACAGCUCACGAUGAAAUGGUUCCAUUACAAUUCCGUGUUCGAUCCGCCCACGGACGAUCACUUGAAUUGUCCCAAGUAUUGGUGGAGAAAUCUCUUGUAUAUCAACACAUUAUUCCCCGUUCAAGAUAUGUGUAUGCUUUGGAGUUGGUAUUUGGCCGACGACACGCAGUUCUAUAUACUUGGUGUGAUUCUCCUAAUAUUAUCUGCUCGGUAUUUCAAAUUUGCGGCCUCCACACUAGUGUUGUGCACGGUAGCCUCGUGGUUUACAACAGGUUACAUAGCGUACACCAACAAACAUAUGCCCAACAUCGACGACCCAUUAGCGUUGUUCGACAAGAUCUAUGAUAAACCGUGGACUCGGUUGGGACCGUAUUUCGUCGGCAUGUCCAUCGGUUGGUUGUUGUUCAAGACCGAAUGUAAAAUCAAGAUGAACGCCAUGACAGUAUUCUUGGGCUGGACCGUUUCCACCGCAGUGUUAGCAAGUCUGAUAUUCGGUUUGCAUCAAAUCGAACUACACCCUAUAACCGCAGCAGCUUACUCGUCGUUGAGUCACACCCUGUGGGCCAUGUGUCUGUCGUGGGUGGUGAUCGCUUGUGCUACCGGAAACGGAGGUUACAUGAAUAAACUGUUGUCGUGCAAAAUAUUAAUACCGUUUAGCCGAACCACGUAUUGCGCGUACCUCGUGCACCCGAUAGUCAUCAGAUACGUUGUGAUGAAACGCGACAGUCCGCUUCACUUGACGGUCGAGACAGUGGCAAUAUUGUUCUUGGGACAAAUCGUCGUAUCCUACUUGUUCGCGUUCGUCCUGUCGAUCGCCUUCGAAGCACCAAUCGUAUCGCUGUUGAAACUUGUGUCGCCAACCAAACGAAACCACUGACUGUUUUAGUGUUUUUUUAUUAUUUUUUUUUUUACUAUGUAUGUAUGUAUGUAUGUGUGUUUUUUUUUGUUCUAAUACUACUAUUGUAUUGAUUGUUUCAUCGUUUUAAUGAAACGGCUAUCCUAUCGACAGCGAAGCUCGUAUUUAAACAACGAUACAACGUAUUUAUUAUAUUAUUAUAAUAUUAUGUAGAUAUAUACUUUUGGCCAACAGUUUGGAUACACUUGACUCGCACGCGUUUCAUUUGCUUAUGAAACAUCUUUGGCUUUUCAAGAACAAUUGUAUUUUUCUUAUUAGAUUAUUUGUCUUAGUUAGGUUUACUCGAUAUUAUUAUGUUAUUUUUGUACAACUACUACUAGUACUACCUACAUGUUAUACAAAAACUAAAUGUUGAUAAGCAAAUUUUUAUCCAGAUUAUAUGUGUAAUUUUGUUUGUAAGUAUAGUGUAUUCAAUCUUUUGGCCGCAUCGUGUACCUAUACAAAUUGAUGAUCUGACAGAUUUCAAUGUAUACAUAUUUUGUAACAAGUGAAUCAGUUAGAUCAUCAUGAUAUAUCCGCAAUUGUACACCUACAGUGGUCGGUCAUAACAUAGUUAAGACCAAUUUUAACAAAUAUGACAUUUUAAUCGUUUUAGAUCAAAUAUAUUUUUUCUCGACUCCAUAAACUGGUUUUAUAU